Anarrhichthys ocellatus (wolf-eel) is the source of this 3507-nucleotide messenger RNA. RefSeq names its product vacuolar protein sorting 4 homolog B (gene vps4b). Lineage: Eukaryota; Metazoa; Chordata; Actinopteri; Perciformes; Anarhichadidae. The transcript is spliced from 11 exons. Gene Ontology annotation, molecular function: ATP hydrolysis activity; ATP binding. Gene Ontology annotation, biological process: endosomal transport; vacuole organization. The coding region runs from base 717 to 2033 and encodes 438 amino acids. The record is from RefSeq and is a predicted model, not a curated record.
GAGCUACCUUGUAUUACUAUAUAUACUGCUGGGUAGCUUAAUCUAUAAUAAUACAUCAUAAUGUAUUCAUUGAUUUAUACUUUGCAUUAAAAAUCGAAAUAUGCAAAGUAACUAGUAACUAAAGCUGUGAAAUAUAUAUAUAUACUUAAGUAAAAAGUACAACAUUAGCUUCCAAAAUGUAGUGGAAAGUAUAAAGCAGUAAGUACCUCAAAAUUGUUCUUAAGUAUCGCGCUUGAGUAAGUGUACUUAGGUGCUUUCCAUCACUGUUGUUCGUGUCAGAACAACAGGGUUGAUAGUUCAUUCAUAGCCUGAUAGUGUUUGAAUUUGUUAAGCCCAUAGACUGUACAUAAAGGUAAGGGGCCUAUUGGGUUAACCACGAACCAAAGAUACCACAUAACACGCCACAUGACAAGCAAAAGGAAAAGAAAAACGUUAUAGUUUCAGGCAGUAGGCCAAUGUACUCUGGACCGUAAUGAGGCUACGCGUUGACGUCAUCGCAUUCUGGUGCACGCGAGUAUCGAGUUUUCAAUGCGGAAGUUUCCUCCUCGAUCUGACUCCGGGGCGAUCACAAGAAACGAAAACAAGCUUCAUAAAAUACUCGAUUGUCGAUUUAACAGUCUACUUGUAUGGUUACUUUCCAAAGCAGAGUUUUUAAAAAUCGUUUCCUCACGGCGGUGUUACAUUCGUUUCGAUUAUUGGACAAGUGAUCAGCCAUUAUGGCUACCAACAAUAAUUUACAGAAAGCCAUUGAUCUUGCCAGCAAGGCGGCUCAGGAGGAUAAAGCUCAGAAAUACGAGGAGGCUCUGCGUCUUUACCAGGCUGCUGUUCAGUACUUCCUCCAUGUGGUGAAAUAUGAAGCCCAGAGUGACAAAGCUAAACACAGCAUCCGGGCAAAAUGUGCUGAAUACUUGGACAGAGCAGAGAAGUUGAAGGAGUAUCUAAAGAAGAAAGAAAACGCUCCUCCCACUAAGCCUGUCAAAGAGUCGCAGUCUGAUGACAAAGGGAAUGAAAGCGAUGAUGGUGACGAUCCAGAGAAAAAGAAGUUCCAAAAUCAACUUUCAGGUGCAAUUGUUAUGGAGAAACCAAACAUCAAAUGGAGUGAUGUUGCUGGUUUAGAGGGCGCGAAGGAGGCACUGAAAGAAGCAGUUAUUCUUCCUAUCAAAUUCCCCCACCUUUUCACAGGAAAGAGAACUCCAUGGAGAGGGAUCUUGCUCUUUGGACCUCCUGGAACAGGAAAGUCCUAUCUGGCUAAAGCUGUUGCCACAGAGGCGGGCAACUCCACCUUCUUCUCCAUCUCUUCGUCUGACCUUGUCUCCAAAUGGCUGGGAGAGAGUGAAAAGCUGGUGAAGAAUCUCUUUACCCUGGCGAGGGAGCACAGGCCCUCUAUCAUCUUCAUUGAUGAGAUAGACUCCCUGUGUGGCUCAAGAAGUGAGAACGAGAGUGAGGCCGCUCGCCGUAUUAAGACAGAGUUCCUGGUUCAGAUGCAGGGUGUGGGGAAUAACAAUGAGGGAGUGCUGGUACUGGGUGCAACAAACAUCCCAUGGACCCUAGACUCAGCCAUCAGAAGAAGAUUUGAGAAGAGGAUCUACAUCCCGCUGCCCGAAGAGCACGCCCGCUCCUUCAUGUUCAAGCUCCAUCUCGGCACGACCCCCAACUGUCUCACCGACUCCGACUUUGUCGCUCUGGGCAAGAAGACGGAUGGAUACUCGGGAGCAGAUAUCAGUGUCAUUGUCAGAGACGCUCUCAUGCAGCCUGUUCGAAAGGUCCAGUCAGCCACCCACUUCAAACGGGUACGAGGUGAAUCAAGAAUUGAUGCCAACCUUAUCAUAGAUGACCUCUUGACUCCUUGCUCACCUGGCGACCCCAACGCAAUUGAAAUGUCAUGGAUGGACGUACCUGGGGAGAAGCUAUUGGAACCUAUAGUGUCCAUGUCUGACAUGUUGAGGUCUCAGGCCAGCACGAAGCCAACAGUCAAUGAACAAGAUCUGGGCAAACUGAAAAAAUUCACAGAGGACUUUGGACAGGAAGGCUAGGUGGGAGGAUUGAGCCAGCCAAACCAAAGCAAAGGAUUUGUGAUUAUCUCUCUUUACUGUCCUUGUCCCAUUUCUCUCUCUCUCUCUCUCUCUCUCUCUCUCUCUCUCUCUCUCUCUCUGUCUCAUCAUAACCAUACACCAGGCUACGUGGUUUAUCAUAAGUGGACAAGAUUACUGCGCUGGUUUGACAACCAUGCAAAGGGUGGAAGGACAUUGUUUUAUUUGAUAUUAAACAUUGUCCAAAGAACAUUAAAGACUUUCCAUCUGCAGCUGACCUGAUGAAAUACUCAAUACCACAUAAAGAACUUAGAAGGUUGGUUGACUAAGCACUAAAAACUAAAGGUAUUGAUGAGCAGAAAACCCAAGCAACUUAGGGAAACUAACGGCAGACAUACACAACAAUUAUUGCAAAUAAGGCUAUUGAAAUCAAGGUAAUUUAUUUUACAUUGGGACUAUUUCUUGUGUCCUUAUCUUCCAGUCAGAAUACACCUCACUAGACUAAUGACUGCCCCUUAUGUAUUCUUCUAUUAAGAAGGAGAAAAAAAAACAAGCAUCGUGUGAACUGUACUUUGUGAAUUGUAUAAAUCUUGGGCUGGGGGAGUGAAGCUGGGCAUGAGUUCAUUGGAUUGUUGUCUCAGGGUGGUUGGUGGAUGUUUAAGAGUUUUGAGACUGAGAUACUCAGGAUGAGAGCUGCAUUAGACCCUGUGGAAAUGUUGGAUUGUUUAUCCAGUUUCCUAACAAAGGACAUUUGUAUUUGUUUACUCUUGCCAUUGGAAUUAAACACGGCUACUAGGGUGGAGCCCCAAUGGUGCCGGACCAGCAUUACUUUAUAAUUUUUUAAGGACUCAAUAACUUUAAUUUGCUUUGUCACUCAGCUCAGAGGUUUAUUUUCAUGACCUACUGUACAUAUGUUUCAUUACUAUUCACAGGCUUUGCUGGUUAUCCUUAAUAUAAACUGCAAAAAACUUAAGCCUUAUGUUAACAUAAAGUCACGUAACUUUUGAUAAACCAAGACUGAGUUGGACACCCAUGGUUCAGGUUGAGAGACCCUCUUCUUGUAUAGUUAACAAUAUGGAGGCAUCUCCAAGCAUGAACUAUAUAGCCAUGCGCAGCAGUGUGCACCAUGUGCCUUCUAGAAAAGCUGCAAAUUUAUUUUUUAUUGGUUUAUUUCUAAAUUGUUCAUGCUGCUUAUAUAUCCAGUGCUUUGUCACUACACAUGAGAAAUGUAUAAUACUUGCAAAUUUCAUGUAAACUUAGAGUUUGUAUACAACUGUUCUCUUUUGCUCCUAAAGUUUGCAAAUUAUCUCUUUUGAGUUUUGAUGGGGAACAUUGCUUAUUUUACUGUAAAUGUCUAUACAUAUAGCCACAUAUAGCCACCUCUUGAACCCUUUAUUUGUGAAGAGGGCACUCAUGCAUACGAAUUUUUGUGUUUGUUUCAAUAAUGUAAAUAAAAGUUAUAGCGAAGUCCAGAAAA